This is a messenger RNA of Bactrocera dorsalis (oriental fruit fly), 5332 nucleotides long. RefSeq lists its product as uncharacterized. Bases 1896 to 5288 code for a protein of 1130 amino acids. The record is from RefSeq and is a predicted model, not a curated record. Gene Ontology annotation, cellular component: NSL complex. NCBI's taxonomy places the organism in Eukaryota, Metazoa, Arthropoda, Insecta, Diptera, Tephritidae. The transcript is spliced from 6 exons. Gene Ontology annotation, molecular function: histone acetyltransferase binding.
AAGGACUAAAAAUAUUCCAAUCUUCAAAAUUCAGAGGAAAGUUUCAAAAUCAUCAUGUUCUUGAUAUAAGCUAUUGUUAUUGUGGAUGCAACUCUGAAAUGUAGAUAAGGCAGUGGUUUGUAGAAGAAAAGCGUGACUAUUGCAUAUUUCCACUUGAUCAAUGAAUAUAAGUUUGUACCAUUAGACAUUGGAUUUGAAAAAAAGUAAUUUCUAGUUGACGAGUUUUUCUAGAAGUUUAUUUGAAUUAAAAUGAUUUCAUUAAGAGGAUGCAGAAAUAAUUAAAUACAUAAUUCGUCGCUGAAAUAUUGCAGUAUGAAGUGUGUGUUAUUUCACCGACAAAGUGAUGCCAUACCUAGUAAAUAUUGCUAUUCGUGUUCAUCACAAUAAAAUGAGUUUAUCUAAACGAUUUUCUUGGUAAAUAAGUAAAAUAACCAGCAUUUAUUUUGUUUGUUUGGUAGCAAUAUGGCGGAUUAGUGUUUUUAAUAUUAAAUUUUAUACUGCCUUAUUACAAUUCUUGAGUGAAUUUUAACUGUCGUACGUAGAAUGCGAGCCAAUGUGAGAAAAAGGGAAAGUCGGUGUGUAUUUUGUGUGAGAGCAGGAUGACAGAUCACUCGCUACAUCGGGUAACGAGUACGCGCAAUGUGUGUUGAUGGCGAAGGAGUAAAUGGAAAAACGAGUACAGCAACCAUUAAUUCACAGUGUGAUGGAGAUACACGUCGGUUUUAGUAGUGCUGUGUUCGUUCGAUUUCGGAUGUGCAGAGUAAAAAAAUAUUACUUUAUAGUGAAUAAAUAUUUUUUAAAAAGCGCAGUAUAAAAAAUCGCUAUCGCGGCCGCCAUUGUUUUAGUGCACACAGUAUGAAAACGGCAUUAGUGUUUGCUAUAGGAGAAGUGCGGGGAUAACAAAGUGAAAAUUUAAAAUUACUAAAAUUCAAAGCAAGCGGAAUAAGAAUUUGUUGGGGAAAAAAGUUUUCUCACAAAUGUCGAAUUGGCUUUUGUUAUCCAUAUAGUGGUUACCGUUGUUUUUGUAAUUCUACAGUGAACAUACUCGCUCAUUCCGACUCUAAUUAAAUCUAAAAGAGAAUCCGGAAAAAAUAAACGCGGCCAUAAUUAAAAAAAAAUAAUAAUUGGAAAUAGUUGCGAAUAUUUAAUGUUUGAUAUGAAGUUUUCAAUUUAGAACUUAAUUGAAGUGCAUAUGUGGGUUUUAAAGUUUACUGAGUACAUUAUAAAACCUAAAACCAAAAAAAAUUUCAAAGUAAAUAGUCGUGUAUGAAAGUACCAAAUCGAAAUUCUGUUCCCGUUUCGUGGUGAAAGAAGAGGAAGAAUUAUACUUAGCUAAACCCCUAGCUAGCAGUAUGGCGCGAUUAUGAAUUUGCGAUUUCGUCAAAAAGUUUAAAUUUAAAUGAUAUACUCCCAAUUUGCAGUAUUGAAAAAGCUCGCGCACUUAUAAAUUUUCAACAAAUUUUUCGAAUGUAUUGUGUUAGAAGGAAGCCUCUUCAUUCUAUGCGAUUUUUACUGGAUAGGACAAUUUUGCAAUUAUCCUUCGAACCUCAAUUCUACAUAUGCGAAAGAGAUCAGCUCGUUUGUGCAAGAAAGAAAGGAAUAUUCACAUCGACAGAGAAAAGUUUAUAAACAGGUAGCAACCACUGUUUAAUUUAUAGACCAAGAAAGAAAAAAAACAAACAUUAAAAAUUGAGAAGUUAAUUGAUACAACGACGCGCGCAAUACGCAGGCGCAGUCAACGAGUUGGCAGUGGUCGUGGUGUUGAGAACGAAACGGUGGCGGUGGACAGUGGAAUCAACGCCAGCGCAUUGACAGACGCUGCGUAUGACAGCAUCGUGGCCGCUGACGCCGCGAUCAUCGAGAAGCCAGAUGAAGCUGCUUCUGGUAGUAAAACUAUGGCACCAGCGCUCAACGAGCCAAUGAGCCCCACGGAAAAACUCUCCAACUCGACGGCAAAAGUCGCACCACCAUCUCGUUCGACUAAGAGUGCUGAAUCAGGCUCAACAACGUCGGCAUCCCUCAACACUAAUAGUGAACAAAAAGCGAAAGGAUACCGUCGAUCUUCGACUUCUACUCCAACACCAUCAUCUUCGACAUCUAAUUCGACACGAAUAACCAGAUCCAAGGACGCUUAUCAACGAGUCUUUGAACAAGCAGUCUCGCCAACUUCUUUAGUUGUGCAAAAAUCAAAACAAUUAAUCAACACCUUGGCAGACAAGAAAAACACAUCGGUUAUAGACACAAGUUUGGCAGACGGUGAGAAAAGGGAGACUCAAAAAGAAGAUACCAUCAGUAAUGAGCCAAUGGGCCUAAGCGUAAUUCCACAUAAUAAGGGCAUUAGUAUUGGUAAUGACAAAAAUAUUGUCGAGGCAAUAUUUUCGGACGCAGAGGCGAGUGAGACGCCCUGCAAAGAAACCGAAUCUAAUAUCAACAAUAAUAACAAUACCAGUAUAAGCUGUAAAAGUAAUUCAACGGAACAGCUUUUAGCCGAUUUGACAAAUGAUAUUGAAGAGAGUAUAACAACGAAAGUUUGUAUUCGUAAACAUCUUCAAGAAGUCGCAGUGGGGAAGAACGGCUCAAAUAAAUCAAAUGUUCUAACAAGUACAAAUUCGGAGACGAAAGAAUUCACCAAUCUAAAAAUUUGUGGAAAAGAAGCAAAUAAAAUAAACGCAGCUGUAAGUUCGAGUAUCGCACAAUCCUCACAAGGAGACGAACGCCAACAUAUGGAAGUAGAGUUACUUACUGAAUGUAAUGAAAAAAGCGAAAAUUGUUUAGGGUCCUCCUCUAAAGCGCAAGCACAAAAGAUAACAAUAAGCAAUGAGAAAAAAAGAUUUAGUGACGUGAUUGUAACAACGCAGGGGCUAUCAAAGGUAACACCGACUAUUCCAACUGAAGAAGUAAAUGCUGAGUCUGUGAAGGGAAACUCGGGAACUUUAAAACCAGAUGCUACAACGCGUAUUCAAAUUUUGUCGGUGGAUGUUCUGCCACCAAUAAGUACAGAUUCAACUAUGACUGCCUCUGAAGUGGAGGAUAAUCUUGAAGAGCGAUUAAGUCAGUUGGAUGGUACGGCCAUGGCUUCACCAACUUGUGAUGAGGGCAUUACUCCAGUAAGCGGAAGCAUUGUAACCCUCCCUGUAUCAACAACGCCACCGUGUACACCAACAAAGCAUCAAACACAUCACCAACAGGUGCAGCAGUUGCAGCUGCAAUUGCAACAAACCCCACCAACACCAUUAUCGAAUCAAGUACGCCAGCUACAACACUCUUUUACGCCGCAAAGUAGCACAUCGUCGGUGAAUACAUUGAAUAGCACGAAUUUGCCACCAGCGUUUAUGAAAGAGGGUGGUGCUGGGGAACUAGAGGAUCAAGAUUUAGAGGAGGUGUUGAAAGUUCUUAAAGGUUUCGAUGGCAGCGCUGGCGCUGAUACGCUCUGCGACUUAAAUGUACUAUUUAACGAAGAGUACACACUAUAUGAAGACGUCGGCAGCCAGGUAGCAACUACAUCGAACAAACCGAGCCCCUUAAAGGAAAUGCAAAGUGAAAUCGAGCGGAAUCAACAAGCGAUGCAUCGCAAAAUCGAUUUUCUUUUAAGGCGCUUGCGAAAAAUACAAUCGCGUUAUAUGAGCAAACAUUGCAGCGAAGAAAUUGCUGGCUUGUUUGAGUGGACGGCACGUAUAUCUGUUGGUAAAGGUAAUGCCAUGAAUAGAGUUUCGGAUUUAUUAUGUCCUGAUACCGCAAUCAGUGUCAUAGCAGCGAGACCUCCCGCCAAUAAUUGGGCAGAUGAAAAGAAUCCUGUGGCUUCAACACAAAUGUCAUCUAUGUUACGGCGGUUAGAACAGUCUUCGAAUGCCCAACAGCUGUGCAUGGUUCCCACAAAUAGCAAUUUGAGUGUAGCAAGUACGCAAAUGUCGCGUAAAUCUAAGAAGGCAUUAUUACAAGAUAUGCAAACGGCUGCGUCAGCGUCCACAGCGACGACGUCAAUAUCGACGUCGGUUGAACGCAAAGGAGAAAUUGUGGUUCCCAAUUACGAUAUAAAUGUCAGCGAAGAGUUGGCUCAGGUUGCUGGACUGCUGCAAACAGAAAUGCGGGAGGUGCAGACGGCAAUGGACUCCGAUGCGACAGAAUCAAGUUCUGGUGGUGAAUCUGCCGAUGAAAUGGUCACCUAUAAUAAUCAAAUACAACAGCCAUUAGCCAUUGCAAAGCGUGCAGCUUGGCGGUAUUCACGUGAUCGAGCAGCGAUAGCCGCGCGUUGGUCUUGGCUACUUUCACAAAUAGCUGAUUUAGAAAUAAAAAUACGGCAACACACUGAACUACGACAGGAAAUUGUACGAAGCAAGGGGUCAGUGGUAUGCGGUCAAGAUGAGCCGCACGUUGCUACGAAUGAUAGUAGUCACAAAACAAGUGAAGUCUCCGCAAUCAAUAUAACAACAACAUCUGUUAAUGGUUACAAAGGGAAUCUGGUAGGCAACACAAGCAGUAAACUUGAUAUAAGCGAAGCGGAUGGAACGGGACUGUUGGGGACUGCUCGCACCCGCGGUUUUGUGCCAUCGCUUUUCCGUAAACGUAAACUCCUUCAAACACAGAGUCUGCACACAAUUUCUAAGAAGGCUGCGCGACCAAGUAACAUCAAAUGUGGUUGCCAGUGGCCAUUUAAUCCAUGUGCACUGUGUACGGGGCGCAUAGAUCCGACAGCGCCUCGAGAUCCGCCAGAUACAAUGAUGAUGGCGGAUAGAAUAGCGCUACUUGAUCCUGGCUAUCAUCCUGUUUUAAGUUUCCGUGAAGACGUCAGCAGCACUUUGCACCUGGAGGCCAUUGCUCGAAUUCCAGACUGGCAGCACAGAGUUAUGCGUUGUCAAGUUAAAAGUAUAGCGAAAAGCGUCUGGAAAGCUGAGCGAGAAGCCGAACGUGCAGCCGGACUUAACACAUCCAAGAAAUACAAUGAACCGACCGUGAAACGCCGCUACACAAAGAAAAAGGAUCGCUUGGCGAUGGAUGAAAAGAAUGCGGCGGCGGCAGCGGCAACGGCUACGGCAACGACAGCAAAUUCUGCAAAUGCGUCACUAUCAACAAUUGGUUUUACAACAGAUUCAUCGGCUAAUUUAACAAAAGGAGUCGGACUCGAAAAUGGUGGAGCGGCAACGAAUGUGUCAGCAGCUGGCGCAAAUGAAACCACAGCGAUAACAGCAACAACAACGUCAUUGCCGGCGAGCGAUGGUGGAAACGGUACUGGCAUUUUGUCUACGUCUACUCCAACAACGCCACUUGUGGCCAACAGUAAAUUAUUGUAAACAUGAAAAAUUCGAUAAUUGAUAUUAACAUAAAACAAAAACAA